This is a messenger RNA of Catharus ustulatus (Swainson's thrush), 2591 nucleotides long. It is a transcript of the gene LDLRAD4, whose product is annotated as low density lipoprotein receptor class A domain containing 4. The record is from RefSeq and is a predicted model, not a curated record. Bases 546 to 1478 code for a protein of 310 amino acids. Lineage: Eukaryota; Metazoa; Chordata; Aves; Passeriformes; Turdidae. Gene Ontology annotation, biological process: negative regulation of transforming growth factor beta receptor signaling pathway. The transcript is spliced from 6 exons. Gene Ontology annotation, molecular function: R-SMAD binding. Gene Ontology annotation, cellular component: Golgi membrane; early endosome membrane.
AUCACACUCAAUAUUCACAACUAGAAGGAAAAGCAAGACUCUCCUGACUCUCUGGACUUCAAGGAUAUCAUUAUGUUGUAUUGGAUGAAUUUAAACUAGACAAGACUUCUUUCUAAAACACUUUGAGAAAGGUAAAUUGAGCUUGCCUGAGGGGAGAGGAACACAAGAGAGGAGAGACAAUUGAACGUCACCAUCGACCAAGACCUGAAAAAAUGGUGCUGGAUGAACACAGGAUUAGAACUUAAUUGUAAAAGGGAAGGGAACUCUUGACAGGCAAUUUGCUUCGUUUUCACAUUCAUCAUGGCACAAAUCCUCUGGCUGGCUGGUUGAUGGGACUGUCCAACACUUCUGCUUAGGUUCAGUGCAGAUCCCUUCUGCUUACACAUCGAAAAACCUGGGAACUGGAUGGUGCCAAAUACAGGAAUGGAAAGAGAAAUGGACUCUGACGAGUUAAGAUGGAAGUGACUUGACAGCAACAAACUCAGCAGUUGUCUCCAGUAAGGACAGGUUGAGACGGGAAUCUCAAGCUUCUCUGGAAGAGCAGUAUGCAGGAAGCUGGUUUUCAGGCCACAAAUGCUUUCACAGAGUGCAAAUUCACCUGCGCCAGUGGUAAAUGCUUGUAUCUUGGUUCACUGAUUUGUAACCAACAGAAUGACUGUGGGGAUAACAGUGAUGAAGAGAACUGCCUGCUUGUAACAGAGCAUCCACCUCCAGGCAUCUUCAGCUCUGAAUUGGAGUUUGUUCAAAUCAUCAUUAUAAUCGUGGUUAUAACUGUUAUGGUGGUAGUGAUCAUCUGCUUGUUGAACCAUUACAAACUCUCGACACGCUCCUUUAUCAACCGACAGAGCCAAAGCAGAAGGCAGGAAGAAACUCUGCAGACGGAGGGGUGCUUGUGGCCUUCAGAAAGCUCAGUUUCGCGCCAGGGUGCUUCAGAGAUCAUGUACGCCCCAAGGUCCAGGGACAGGUUUACCACCCCAUCUUUCAUGCAGCGGGACCGUUUCAGUCGCUUCCAGCCCACUUACCCUUACAUGCAGCAUGAGAUCGACCUUCCUCCGACCAUCUCCCUGUCCGACGGCGAGGAGCCGCCGCCGUACCAGGGCCCGUGCACUCUGCAACUCCGGGACCCCGAGCAGCAGAUGGAGCUCAACCGGGAAUCCGUCAGGGCGCCGCCCAACCGAACCAUUUUUGAUAGCGACUUGAUAGACAUCUCCAUGUACAAUGGGGGUCCCUGCCCACCCAGCAGCAAUUCGGGCAUAAGUGCAACCAACUAUAGCAGUAAUGGAAGGAUGGAAGGACCACCCCCGACGUACAGCGAGGUCAUGGGGCAUUACCCAGGCUCCUCUUUUUUCCAUCACCAGCACAGCAACAUGCCUCCUUCCUCGCAGAGGGGGAGCAGACUUCAGUUUCAGCAGAACAAUUCAGAGAGCACAAUAGUCCCCAGCAAAGGCCAGGAGCGGAAAGCAGGAAACCUGGUCUAAGUUACUCGUCCAGGUGCGUUUGGACUGAAGACAGGAGAUCCCAGCAGGGCGGUGGAGGAAGGCCCCGUGCUCCGGUGCACAGUGUUGUUACGUUUCACGUGGUACAACUGAGUAAAACCAAACGUGCAAACCAGUUCUUUGUUUCUGAUUCCUUUCAGGGGAAUUGCAUGCAAAGCAGAUUGAAAGAAAUACAAACUUCCAUUCAGUUUGUCUACGAGCAGUGUUUUAGGGGAGGGGGGGAAUAUAUUAUUUUUUUUUAAUAAACUAUUUCAAUUAUUUAAUUCUAAAAGUUAACUUAGUACAGAAAUGAGGCUUGUACAGCCUGUUUUAUACUCACUGAAUGGCAGAAGGAAGAAGGUGGUUUUGCUAGAUAAAUGGGGGAAGAAUUGGCCAGUUUGCUUUUUUUUUUCCUCCCAGGGUGUGAAUUUUUUUUAAUAUGAAACAAAAUUCCUGUUCUGUGUGCCAAGGUAUAAAGUUGAGAACUUAGAUGAAUGCAAGGAAUUAAUUUGUGUUGUGAUAAAUGUGUUUUUAAAAAGUUGCACUAUCUUACUGUUUUAAAAAAAUAUAUAUGAGGGAACUGUUUUAUGUGAAGUUCUUCUAUAUGUUGUUGUUUCACCUGUGGAAUAAUGAUAGAUCCCUAGAGGUAAUCUGGAGGAGUUUGCCCCCUCCCCCUGGGUUUGCUAGAAGGUGGGGACAGGACUUAGCCUAACAUCUCUUGACUUUUACAAUUCAGAAAAUACAGGGACACUUGUCUUUGCAAUAAUUUGCAUUCAAAUAACAGUGUAUCAAUGGAGUGUCUUGGAGGCUUUUGGAUGGAAGAAGGCAAAUAUGAAAUCCCAGCAUUUUCCAUCACUUAAGGUUUAGCUAUUUUGCAGUAUAGACUAUUUCUUUCACCAAUGGCAAGGCUAAAAUUCCCAGAUGCGUUGAUUUGUAUUGAUUCUAAGUGCUGCCAUUCUUUUCCUUUUCAUAAUGCAGUAUCACCAGUACUUACUGUUCUAGAGAUUUUUGUCCUCACUGUAGCCUGAAAUGUAUUUAGUCACAUAUCAUGACAUUAUGCAAUAAAUUGUUUGAAAAUGCAGGGUGGGAUUUUUUUCCCCCUGCAGCGCUGUUCAA